ACUAAGAAGAGAAAGAUCGUCUCCGUCUCUCUCUCUCUCUCUCUCUCUGACGCAGAGUCACCGGGAAGCAGAAGAGGAAGAGAGCGGGUUUUCUUCCGAUUUUUGUUGCCGGGGACGUUGAAUUUCUCCUCAUCUCACUUGAAACCUGCUUUCUGUCUCUUCGUCUCUCUCUCUCUCUCUCUAACUGUUCUCAAUCUGACAAUUUCGUCCCUCCCUUAAUCCCAUUGGAUUGAUUCAGCCUCCUCCCGUGGGCUCCGUCAUCUCUGCCCUCCUUGAUCCCGUCCCGCGUUGCUUUGAAUCGACCCCGGAUUUGAUCCCUGGAUUGCCUGCUCAUUGGAGUGCUCCGUCGAAAGAUUCUUGGCCCAAUUGUUGAUUAUUUGGCGGGUACUGUGGAAGCUGCAUGUAUUGUUAUUGGUGACUCUGUUUGUAUGCAUUGGAAUUGCACGUUCGAGCUACGAGCUCUGUACAGGGUACAGAUCGUCCCCGCAAAGAUCUGUUGUUUUUCUCCAUUUCUGAUCAAAAGAGAGCGGUAGAGAUUCUCAUCAACGUUGCUGCCAUUGGCAAAGGUUCCUACGGAGAAAAAGGUGCUUCCUUGUAUAGAAAGCUCGAAUCUACUUUCGGUUUGGCUGCAAAAGGCCGCCUGCUCUGGGUGCCAUUGUCAGGUGCAAUUGCAUAGUUGGGCUGCAAGCUCAAAAGGGUUCGCCGUAAUUUGCUACAGAAUUGCAAAUUCAGCUGCUUCAUGAUUUAUGGAAAUCAGAGGGAAAUGAGGGUGGGGUGGUGAUGUCUGAUUGUUUCUAAUCUGUGAAUGCACAAGGUUGGGUCGGGGCAUUGAUUACUGCAUUGUGGUACUGGAGGGCUGAGGUCUUAUUAAGUAGAUCAAGACCCGGCUGAGGGCACGAUUCAGAGUUGCUGUGGCGGGUUUCCAACGAGGUUCCUGACGGAUCCGUCAUCUGAAAAUAGGGGUUGUGACUGUCUGGCUGGUCUGGAGUGCUUAAUAAACAUAAUCAGGGCCCUCCGAAUGGGGUCCUGCCUAUCAAGUGAAGGCGGGAGCCCAGUCCCGGGUUCACCCCUGUCUCCAGCCCGGGGAGUCCGGAAGAAGAGAAACAUGAAGAGGUCCGGGUCGAUGAGUUCCCCCCUUGACUAUCCAAAGGAUGAACCUUUGCAUAGGAUUCCAGGGAGGUUGUUCCUAAAUGGGUCGACUGAAGUGGCGUCCUUGUUCACCCAACAGGGCAAGAAAGGAACCAACCAGGACGCAAUGAUUGUUUGGGAGAACUUUUGCUCAAGGAAGGACACAGUCUUUUGUGGUGUCUUCGAUGGACAUGGUCCAUAUGGGCAUAUGGUAGCAAAGAGAGUUAGGGAUUCACUUCCCCUUAAAUUGUUUUCUCAUUGGGAAGCGAAGAAAAGCAAGGAGAACGUUCUGAAAGAGAUCAGCCUCAACGCUGCGACUGGCAUCAACUCUGAAGGGACAACUUCUGGACCCUCCACUGAACAGUCAAGAGUGUGCUGUGAGCUUGAGGAGACUGAGAAGCAGCAAGAGACCUUUCAGACGCUGAAGCAGUCUUUUUUAAAGGCUUUUAGAGGCAUGGACAGGGAACUGAGAAUGUUUACAAAUAUCGAUUGCUUCUGCAGUGGAACCACAGCAGUAACCUUGGUCAAGCAGGGCGAUUUUCUUGUCACUGGAAAUGUUGGGGACUCCAGAGCAGUCCUGGGAACACGAGACAAAGACAAUUAUCUUAAUGCAGUUCAGUUAACUGUAGAUCUCAAGCCUAACCUUCCAGGGGAAGCGGAGAGAAUAAGGAAAUGCAAGGGACGUGUUUUUGCUCUUCAAGAUGAGCCGGAAGUUGCGCGUGUUUGGCUACCAAACAAUGACUCACCUGGACUAGCAAUGGCGCGGGCUUUUGGUGACUUCUGCCUCAAGGAUUUUGGUCUUAUUUCAGUGCCUGAGAUAUCGUGCCGACGUCUCACUGAAAAGGAUGAAUUUGUUGUUUUGGCUACUGAUGGGAUAUGGGAUGUGCUAUCAAACAAGGAAGUAGUGGACAUUGUAGCUUCUACCUCAGCACGUUCCUCUGCAGCUAGAGCCCUUGUACAGUCAGCAGUUCGAGCUUGGAAGUACAAGUACCCAACCUCAAAAAUUGAUGACUGCGCUGUCAUCUGCUUGUUCUUGGAUUCCCACAAUGUAUCUGCUGCUUCAACUACUGAGUCUAGAGAGCAUGUUCCUUCAGCAGAUCAAGUUGACACAGGCGGUGGAGUAGAUACCUGUGUUCCAACCGAUCAGGUGGACACAUCACAGAUGGACUCAGAAAAGGAUUGGUCCGCUGUUGAAGGAGUGUCCCGUGUGGAUACGCUCUUGAAACUCCCGAGGUUUGUCCCGGGGAGAGGGGAGAAGAGGGCUCCUGAGGAAGCGAGGAGCCAGCAAAGACCAUAACAAAAAUGUUUCUUCUUGAUCUUUUUUGUUUGCUGUUAACCUCUUUCUUUUGUUCAUUUUCUGGCUUCUUUUCCUGUUUAUUUGUCCAAAUAAGUGUAAGCCAAGAAAAAUACAUAGUGGGGCACUGUCUGUAUAUGUUCUGGAGACGGAGAGCUAGGCCCGACUAGAUUAGCAUGUCCGGGGAAAUGUCCUUUCCCUUGCAUCGUGGGGAUAGAAUUUUUGUACUACUCACCAGUAUAUCAUAUUGUAACUUCGAGCCUGUUCGAUUUAUGUUCCUUCUUGAUUCGAAGUGUGUAAGAUAGUCUUUUUGUAUAAAGAAAGUCGUUUGCGUUUUCAGCAU
This is a messenger RNA of Punica granatum (pomegranate), 2765 nucleotides long. Lineage: Eukaryota; Viridiplantae; Streptophyta; Magnoliopsida; Myrtales; Lythraceae. The record is from RefSeq and is a predicted model, not a curated record.